AUGGGCCGGUUAAACCUCACUGCCAUCAACGUCCGCAGGACGGCGCUGGCCAAAUUCAAGGCCAAACAAAUCCCUUCGGUACCCCACUGGGUCGACAUCAUACACGAUGUUCCGCCAGCACAAAUUCUCGUCCGCCAGCAGCCUGUCAAGCAUCCCUUAACCAAAGUUCGCACUCGAACCCUGCCAAGUGGAAAAACAGAACAAUACGUACAGAUCACUGAACCUAAGAGGCCCAAGUCUGCGAAGGCUCGCCAUGUCUUCACUCCCAAACCAUUGCACUACGAGGAGGAUUCAUUACGAAAAACCUUCUAUAGCGAUCACCCUUGGGAGCUUGCCCGGCCUCGAGUAAUUGUCGAGACAUCAGGAGAACAAUACAAGAACGCAGACUGGUCAAAGGGUCUCAUCCAGCCUGGGAUCCCGCUAUCAGGCGAAUGUGUGGUGCAACGACAACUCUGGCUGUUAGAAAAUAUUCCGGACCUCACCGUUCCGCAGGCCUACGACAUCGCACGGAAAGAGUUCUACACGCUGCGUCGACGUCAGGAGAGAAGGGAUAGAAUCGCGGCUGAAGAGGCGAAACACAUGGGCGCUCGGUUUGGGAAGUCGGCCUUGCAAAUCAGCAUGGGGAUUGAGAACGCAAUGUACAAUGAUUGGGAGAGAUGGAGCCGGCAGGUGGUCUUUGAGCAGACGUCGAGAGCUGCGGCUUUUGAGGGAACAAUCGCUAGCGCUGAGGAGGAGGCUUUGAAGGACAACGUGCUGGAAGAAAGCACGACGCAACCGCUGCAGCCGGGAGGUCGACCUGCUAUUGGGGCUGCCGUCUUUGCCCAGCAAGCGCAGUUGGAUUCUCGUAUAUCGAGGCGUCCGGGUUCAUUGUAG
Fonsecaea erecta is the source of this 873-nucleotide messenger RNA. RefSeq lists its product as hypothetical. The transcript has a single exon. Gene Ontology annotation, cellular component: mitochondrial small ribosomal subunit. The record is from RefSeq and is a predicted model, not a curated record. NCBI's taxonomy places the organism in Eukaryota, Fungi, Ascomycota, Eurotiomycetes, Chaetothyriales, Herpotrichiellaceae. Gene Ontology annotation, molecular function: structural constituent of ribosome. The coding region runs from base 1 to 873 and encodes 290 amino acids.